AUGGAUAUUGGCGACCACACUGGUACUCUUUCUCUUCGUCAGGAUGAUGCGUUGGAAAACUUCGGGCCUAUUGCCUUCACAACUUCAACUCCGAGUAACCCAACUCGACGAAGUGGAAGAAAGUCAUGGUUUGAUAAUUUGGGAAAUGCGGGGAAGGGUACUAAAUAUGAAAUUGCUGUGGAGAAAACGGUUAAGAGACGAUCAGUUUGUCGUAGAAAAAGCGAGGAUGAUGAUAUAGAAACUCUUACACUAACCCAUUUUACAAAUCCACCGAGGAUAAGCUUUGGUAGAGCAAAACCAGGAACGAUAAAAAGACGAAGUUUAUUAAUAAAAAAUCCCCACGAACACUCUCAAGAUGUUGUGGUAGAAAAAUUCCCGUUCAAAAAGCAUUUUGACAUUGAUGAAACGAAAUUCACAGUGGAAGCAGAGGGCACCUUGCUCUUGACAAUAACAUGGUCACCAGAGGACGAAGGCAACUUCAGGGAGAUGAUUCUACUUCAUGUCGACGGAUCUUACAGACUACAGGCUUUUGUUUUUGGCACCGUUGAAAAGCCUCCACAAAAGAAAAAAGUGGUUGGAAAAGGUCUUAUGGGAAAAGCUACAAAAAAGCCAUUUGCUGUCAUACAUACAACAAGCCUGGCCAACAUUGCCAAGUCAUACAGCCCAACAAAGGGAGAGGCGAGAAAGAGUGGUGAGGGACGCAAGAGGCUUUCCAAGGGAAGGGAAAAUAAAGUUAGUGUUAAAAAGACCCAAGUGAAACAAGAUAAUUCCUAUCCAAAACCAAAGCAGCAUUCAGCACAAGUAACUGAAUUUGUUGAUGGAGGUCUUGAUUCAAACAUCAAAAUCAGUCACAUUACCCCCAUCAAACCAGUUGAAGACCCUGUUAUAUCUGCGGCAGAAUUUGUAGUCCCUAAGGUAGUGAAAAUGCCUGGUAAAUCUUCAGUCAACAAACUCCAAGGUGACUUUCAGGAGGAGUUGGAGUGUCUGUCACCUUUAGUGGCUAAGUACCUUGAUAACAGUGAUGAUGAUGUUAUUGUUGUUAGACAAACUGUGAACAGUGAAGAUCAGAAAAAUCAGCUGAAUACACCAGAUAGAAUGAUGUUGGCUUCAAACAAAAUCUCGUCAUCAACGACUCAUGACACUCCUAAAAGCACUGUGCAAGUAGUUGAACCACACAAAAACAAACUAAACACAUCAAACAAAGUUGAUGUUGUGGAAAGAAAAACUCCUGAUAAGGAAAAUCAGUGGUUUGACCAAGAAGGGAAAGCAGAUGCACUGUCACCCAACAGUUUCCUGCAGGACUCUCUGUGUAGCCAGAGAGGUGUAGAUACCAGUCUGUAUGAUGCUGUCUCCACUAUCAGCAGACAACCAGCACAUUCCACUAUACUGCCAACCCCAGAGAGGAUGUCAUGUGCUAAUCAACACAAAGAUUUUAUUAGCCCAAACAAGUUUCUGAAGGAGUUGAAUGACACACAGGAAAGGCUUGAGUUGAGUCUCCAACAUGAUCCCGAUACUAUUCUCAGUCCUGAGUCCAUUUUGAACAGUUCAAUCCCACAUGCCAUCAUGGUUAAACAGUUACAGACAGUCAAAAUGUCUCUGGCUAGUCCAAAUCCUCCAGUAUUUUCACCUAUGUCUAACAAAAGAGAGACAUUUGUCCUGAAGUCUAACCUCAGUAUUAACCAAUCUCCAGCUCUUCGUAGGGAGACAUUCCUUAAGGGAAGAACAGUUACCAAAUCAAAGCCAUUUCCAUCCAGUUCCAGAAAUGCCCUAUUUACACAACAAGGGAAACAAAAGACAAAUACAAAGAAAAAGGACACAAAACCUAGAGUUGAUUCCAAUAACUUGAGGAAAAAGAGCAAGGAAGACUGUGAGAAUCUCUACAAGAAAACAAAUUGUGAAAAUGGAAAGUUCAGUCAAGACUGGAUAAAUGGAGUGAGUUCAAGUAAAGCUAUUCCUGUGUCACCUCUUCCUACAAAUAUUCCAUCUACUGGCAUACACCAAGGGGCCAUUAACACACCUGAAUUACUCUUAAAUUCUCAAGCCAUUACUGAUUCUGUGAGUUUAAAAACUACAGAUGGGAAUACUUUGUCAGGGAAAACAUUUACGCCAUCUGGUGUUGUUUCACUUAACACAAAAAGUACUAUCUUGGAGACCCCUGCUAACUUGACUGUAGACACACCUGUAGCAGAAAUGCUUUCUGUCAGAGUUCCUGCCAUCAGUAUGCAACUUCCCUGCGAUAUUCGUACAGGAAAACAUGACAGGAUGAGUCAAGAUAGUCUUGAGGGUUCGGUUUUGGCUAUAGACUCAACAACAGUAAUGAAGGAAAAAACAUUGAAUGAUAUCACUCCAGAAAGGCAGACUUCAACAGGGAAGAGGCUGUUAACACCUGAAAAUGAAGUGUCGCCACCACAAGAUUACAGCUUCCAGUCCCCAAGCAAUCUUCCUGAAGAUACACCAAUGAGAGAAGUGUUUACACGUCGGACCACUCUGACAGUCACCAAGGAGAAACCGUCUGAUGCUCUCCUACAGGUCACAAAGAAACAUAUCUCCUCUCAACUAAACACAGAAGACAAAGCUAUUACCUCUGAUAACACAGUUCACAAUCUGACAAAUGGUUCUCCAAGACUGCAUACAGCUGUUCCAGAGGAAAAUCCCGAGCGAUGCAUUUCUAUUUUGUUAAGAAAUAGCACAACUUCACAUCCUGUAGAGCACACCCCAACUGAUGUUAGUGUCAGAAGCAUUGACAAUAAAACCAGCAGUUUUACAACAACCCCUCAUCAGUUACCAACCAGUCCAAACCCUGAUAAUUCCCGGCGGUCUACACAUGUUAUUGAGAAGCCAAAGGUUCUUGACCUCAGCAUCAUUGGGAGAAAGCGUCUGUUUCCACCACUGGAAGAUUCAGCUGAUGAAUCUGUCACUCAAAAAGACAACUUGACAACAGUAACAGUUGCUGCUACUUCUAGUACACUGGAUGUUGUUCCUGUGCAGUUGGCAACUGACCAUUCUGACAACUUAACAUUGGAUAUUAGCCGUCACACUAAGCAGGCGAGUGAAGAAAAAUCCCAAGAUGAAGGUAUUCCUAGCAAUGAUGAAGUUUCUUUGAAAUCUGAUCUUGGGAAAUCUUGUGUUCCCGAUAUUGGAGAUGAAGAAAAGCAAAAAGUUGAUAUCACUUCAGUCAAGCAAAGCCCAGACAAAAUGGUGACAAUUUCACAAGAGAGAAAACCGUAUGUUGCCUUCAUAACAGGUUCUCCUGUUGAUCCGCCUUCUAAACAACCCAGAGUGACCAACAGAACUAAGGAGAUUGUAAAGAAGCGUACCCACAGUGAGAACAGAGCUGUGGAUCGGGUCGACAACAAGAGACUGAGGUCCACUGGCACUAUAAACACGGGUAUGUCUGGGAGAAGCCAGACUGUCUCUUCAUUGUCUCAUUCUACCACCAGACCAAGACCAGCAACAGCCAGUAAAAGAGACAACAAAACAGGUGGACCACUGAGAACAUCCAGUAAAUUCAAGAGUUCACUGAAAGGCGUGGCACAGACCAAACUCAUCCUGAUGAAAAAAUCACAUCCAACAGCUUUACCAAAGCACCCCAUGCCCUUUGCAUCAAAGAAUAUGUACUAUGAUGAGCGGUGGAUUGACAAACAGGAGCGAGGCUUUGUGCACUGGCUCAACUUUGUGUUAACACCUGCGGAAGAGUAUCAGCACAGCAACAAACAAGUAAAAGUUGAUGCGGGGGCUCUGUCUGUGGAGGCUAGUCGAGCUAGUGUUAAGCUGGCACCAAGCAAAGAAGUUCUGUCCAUACGAGCUUACACUGCAAGACGCAGACUCAACCAGCUUCGUCGAGGUGCUUGUAAUCUCUUUCAAACAAAGGAAAUAAUUUGCGUGAUUCAGAAACUAGAGGCAGAAAUUGAAAGUCUGCGACUGGUGAUCCGUAAAGACAAGAAAGUACAUGCAGACCUUGGUAUGAAACAGGACAUUCUUGACAUGAUCCUUUCCUUCAAUCCACUGUGGCUAAGGAUUGGUUUAGAGACGGUUUAUGGAGAGAUGAUUCCCAUGCAGAACAACACUGACGUAAUCAGUAUGUCUCGAUUUAUUGUCACUCGUCUACUCAGCAAUCCAGACAUUGCCUCAGAGUAUUGUCAUCCUACAGUACCACACCUGUAUCGUGAUGGUUAUGCUGAGGCCAUUGCCCAACACCUGCUGAAGAAGGUCUUUAUGUUGAUCUACUUCCUUGAUAAAGCCAAAUCACACAGACUUAUCAACCAUGACCCAUGUCUCUUUUGUAAAGACUCAGAGUUCAAGUCAACAAAAGCCAUGCUGAUUCAGUUCUCCAGAAACUAUCUUAGCGGGGAAGGAGAUGUUACAAAACACCUUGGUUACCUUGGUUACGUGGUAACUCAUCAACAGACCUCCAUGGACGAAUUUGAUUACGCUGUUACCAAUCUGGCUACAGACCUUCGCGAUGGUGUCAGACUGACACGUGUAUUAGAGCUACUGACCAAUCACUGGGAUUUAUCUCGGAGUCUUAGAGCUCCAGCCAUCAGCCGUCUCCAAAAGGUUCACAACAUGGAGGUGGUGUUUAAAGCAUUAACCACGCAAGGUGUUACCUUUGACAAGGAGAAAAAGAUAACUACUAAGGACAUUGUGGAUGGACAUCGUGAGAAGACCCUUCAUGUUUUGUGGGCUCUUAUCCUACAGUAUCAGGUGGAUGUGUUGUUAAAUAAGGAAAAUCUGAGGGAAGAGAUUAACAUCCUACAGAGAAGUUUGUAUGUGAGGAACCAACUAGCAGCUUUGCAGAGAUAUGAACAAGGGUUGAGCAAGAAACGGCGUGAGUCAUCGGAGCAGGACUUACAUUUACAGAGUGAUAGCCUGUUGUUGCUGCUGCGCUGGUGUCGCACCGUGUGUGCCUUCUACAAUAUCAAGAUUGAAAACUUCACUGUGUCUUUUGGAGAUGGCCGUGCGAUGUGUGCUUUGGUCCAUCACUACCAUCCAGCUCUCCUUCCUUGGAACUCUAUUAACACUAAGACUACCUUGACGUAUCAAGAUACCCUAGAUGAGGAGAUGUGUAGUCGUAACCAAGAUCUCAACUCCUCUGAAGUGUUUAGUCCAGCUCCAUUUCCAGUGGCUGAAGAUCCAGUACUGUUUGAAGAAUUCCUUUCCAAUGAGAAGGCUAACUUCAAGUUACUGUAUGAGAAAGUAUCAGAAUUAGGAGGUAUUCCCCUGAUGCUGCGGUCGAUGGACAUGUCCAACACCAUUCCCGAUGAGAAAGUUGUGGUCACGUACAUCUGUUACUUGUGUGCACGCCUAUUGGAUAUCAGGCAUGAGUCACGCGCAGCAAGAGUCAUCCAGCUGGCAUGGCGUAGACACUAUCUGAGGAAAUCAAAGAAGGAGCUACAGAGCAGAAAAGUUAGUAACUCGUAUGUAGAACUUACAGAAAAGGGAGUUACUCACAUGCAGUGCAGAAAAAUGAAGCAUGACGCAGCUAUUGUCAUCCAAAGAGCAGCAAGACGUUUCUUGAGUUCCAGACAGGCUGUCAGGAGAAAUGAGGGGGCAAAGGUCAUACAGAAACAUGUGAGGGUGUGGCUGGCUCGGAGGACUAUCGCACAGCUGAGAGCGGCAAAAGAGGAAAGGUGUCGCACAAAUGCUGCUUGUGUUUUACAGGUGGCCGUCAGGAAGUGGCUGAAAAAGCAAAUGACCAAGAAAGAGACAGCUGCUGUCAGAAUUCAGGCUGCUUGGAGAUGUCACAGGGAAAGGAAAAGGUUCAGACAAAUCAAGUCUGCCUGUGUUAUCAUACAAAACCAAGCACGGAUGUACUUACAAAGAUCACGCUAUGGAAAAGUCAGACAGGCUGUGAUUUGUAUACAGCGAAGAUAUAGAGCCCAUCAUUCUAUGACGAGUCAUAGGAAAGAAUUCCUGCAAAUAAGAUCUGCUGCCAUCACCAUACAGAGUAGAUACCAAAGUCUGGUGCAAAGGCGACUGUUCCUCCGACUAAGAGCUUCUGCAGUGAAAAUUCAGGCUACAGUUAGGACAUGGAUAGACAGACGUAGGUAUUUGUCACUCAGGCUUGCUACAAUAAACAUACAGCGACAUUAUCGUGCCAGGCAAAAAUCAGCAGAAGUCAGAAAGGAAUUCCUUUUGCAGAAACAGGCUGCUGUUUUGAUUCAAGCUCACUUCAGGAGUUACACGGUCAGAAAAAACAGGAAACGCCUUCAUGCUGCAGCCGUCGUCAUUCAAAGUCGCUUCAAAGGUCUUCAUGACCGUAAGAGAUACCUGAAAGUGAGAUCUGCUGUGGUUACACUACAGAGAUGGAUACGGGCAGUUACUCAAGGCAGAAAGGCAAGGUCAGAUUUUAAAAAGGUCAGGUCCUCAGUGGUGAAAAUACAAUCUGUUUACAGAAGUCACAGGGCAAGGUCAGACUUUUUAACAAAGAGGUCUGCAGCUAUAACCCUUCAAGCUCACAUCAGAGGUCAUCAGAAAAUGGAAGCAUUUAAGAAACUGAAGGCUGCUGCAAUAAACAUACAGAGAAGAUUUCGAGCUCAGAGAGAGGGAGAAAGAGUGAGAAGACAGUUUUUAGUACAGAAGGGUGCUACGAUGACAAUACAGGCUUUCUAUAGAGGUCACAAGGUCAGACAGCAUAUAAAGUGUCAACAUUUAGCAGCCACUAAAAUUCAGGCGGUGUUUAAGGGACACGUACAGAGGAAUAUAUUCCUUAGGGUGAGAAAGGCAGCCUUAAUUAUACAACAGAAGGUCAGAGCAAAAUUUGAAGGAAACAUAGUAAGAAAAGAAUUUCUAAUAAAGAAAGGAGCUGCCAUGACAAUACAGGCACAUUUCAGGGGACACAUGAUCAGAAAGAACAUAAAACGCCUUCAUGCUGCAGCCGUCGUCAUUCAAAGUCACUUCAAAGGUCUUCAAGACCGUAAGAGAUACCUGAGAGUGAGAUCUGCUGUGGUUACACUACAGAGAUGGACACGGGCAAUUACUCAAAGCAGAAAGGCAAGGUCAGAAUUUGAAAAGGUCAGGUCCUCAGUGGUGAAAAUACAAUCUGUUUACAGAAGUCACAGGGCAAGGUCAGACUUUUUAACAAAGAGGUCUGCAGCUAUAACCAUUCAGGCUCACAUCAGAGGUCAUCAGAAAAUGGAAGCGUUUAGGAAACUGAAGGCUGCUGCAGUAAACGUACAGAGAAGAUUUCGAGCUCACAGAGAGGGAGAAAGAGUGAGAAGACAGUUUUUAGUACAGAAGGGUGCUACUAUGACAAUACAGGCUUUCUAUAGAGGUCACAAGGUCAGACAGCAUAUAAAGUGUCAACAUUCAUCAGCCACUAAAAUUCAGGCAGUGUUUAAGGGACAUGUACAGAGGAAUAUGUUCCUUAGGGUGAGAAAGGCAGCCUUAAUUAUACAACAGAAGGUCAGAGCAACAUUUGAAGGAAACAGAGUAAGAGAAGAAUUUCUGACAAAGAAAAGUGCUGUUUUGACCAUCCAGGCAUACUUCAGAGGUCAUGUGGUUAGACAGGAAGUAGCAACGAUGAACUCGGCAGCAAGCAUGAUACAAUCUAAGGUCAAAGGCUACCUUCAACGAAAAAGGUUUCUGAGGCUGAAAGGUGCAGUUUUAGUUAUUCAACAGCGAUUUGCUGCACAGUUAGCGGGACGACGCCUUAGACAGGAGUUCUUGGUGAGGAAAGGUGCAGCUAUGACAAUACAAGCAGCGUACAGGGGGUACACAGUCCGUAAAGAAUUGGAUAGAUAUAACAAUGCAGCUGUGAUCCUCCAGAGCUUUUACAGAGCCCAUAGAGCCACUACCUUGUAUAAACAGCAAAGAACAGCAAGUAUACAUAUACAGCAGUGGUACAGGAACCUCAUGUUUACCCGACAAAUCAAGGCAGAAUAUUUCAGGAUGAGGGCUGCAGCAGUCACUAUUCAAGCCUGGUACAGAUGUCAUAAAGCUGUUCAAGCUCUGAAAAUGGACAAAUCUCGUGUGAUCACAGCACAGGCAGUUGUCAGGGGUUUUCUGCAGAGGAGGCGUUUCGUCAAACUUUGUCAUGCAGCUGUACUUAUCCAGCGCAGAUUUGUUGCCAGGAGGCAGUGCAUUAACAUGCGAAGAGCAUUCCUUAUCAAGAAAGGUGCAGCCAUGACAAUACAGGCUGCAUUUCGAGGCCAUCUGGUUCGGCGAGGUUUAAAGAGGAUGCAUGCAGCUGCUGUAGUUAUACAGAGUUCUUAUAGAACUCAUCAGGCUGUGUUAUCAUACAGUAAACAGCGCAAGGCGGUGACGACCAUUCAGUCAUGGUAUAGAAACUGGCUCUACUCUAGAACUGUACGCUCAGACUAUCUCUCCAAGAAAAAUGCAGCUGUAGUCAUUCAGAAACAUUACCGAUGUUUUCUGGCUAGAAGGAUUUAUCUUCGUGAACUUUCCAACAUCAUACUUGUCCAGGCCCUGGUCCGUGGUGUGUUACAAAGGAUAGCGUUCAGACGACUUCAGUGGGCUGUCACUGUUUGUCAGACACAAUACCGUUCCAUGCUGGCAAGUCAUCAACAACGGUGCUGGUUUCAAAAUCUCCGAUCUGCAGCCAUCGUGUUUCAAUCAGCUUGGAGGAAACGUAGAGCCCAGAUGAUGUACAUAAAAACUAGACAAGCAGUCAUCUUAUUGCAGUCACAUGUCAGAAUGAUUCAAGAAAGAAAACAUUUCUGUCAGUUGAAAGCAGUCACUAUUAGGUGUCAAAAACUUGUUCGUUCAAAGCGCCAAAUGCAGGAAUGUCGCAAAGACUAUCUGAUUACACUAGGCGCUGUUAUUACCAUUCAGGCUCAUGUUAAGUCUUACUUGGUACAAAAACAAUACCAUGCCACCCUGAGGUCCGUGAUCUGUAUUCAAGCACAUGUGCGAAGAUUCCUUGCACAGAGACAAUAUAGGAAAGUAUACAAUAAUGUUGUCGCUGUACAGACUCGCUUCAAGGCCAAUAUAGCUGCAAAGAAGCAAAGGAGCCUAUUCCUUGUGCAAAGGAAAGCAGCCAUAGUAAUCCAGACUGCUUUUAGGAAACAACAAGCCAGAAGACAUAUGCAGAGAGUCAGGUCAGCCAUUGUAAUCCAGAAAAUUUUCAGAAUGUUUGUUACUAGACAAGAUUUCAUGAGACAGAAAAAUGCUGCUAUAGUGUUGCAGUCCCAUCACAGAGCAUGCAUAGCACGUCGGGAGAAAGAAAGACGCAAGCUUGCAGUUGUAUCUCUCCAAAGGGCAAUGAGAAUGUUUUUAUUCAGACAGAGGCUUCGUCAAUGGAUGCAACGGAGAAAUGAGGCUGCGAUGAAAAUUCAGUGCUGUUUACGAGGCUACCUAGCCCGUCGAUGGGUGAGGAAAACCAAGUCAGCCAUUGUUAUACAGUCUGUAUACAGGAUGUAUCAUCAGAGGAAUCUGUAUCGUCGUACAACCAAGAGUAUCGUACUCUUACAGAGUGCAUUACGAGGAACCCUAGCCAGACGAAGGGUGAAUCAUACUCGCACACAGCACAGUGCUGCAACUUGUAUACAAAAUGCCUACAGAUCAUUCAAGAGGAGACAAGCAGAGCAGGUAUUGAGGAGGAGAAGAAUGAGGUACCUACACAAGUUCAGUGAAGUGGUGUCUGCCCACCUGUCUGCCAUGAAAAUACAACGCUGUUACCGUAACUACCGAGUCCUGUUGGUUGCACAGCAACGCCUUAACACCAUCAUAAUUAUACAGCGAUGGAUGAAGGCAAAGUUGGCUCGUAUGCGAUUUCUACGGUUUGUGUCAGCUGUCAGGGUGGUUCAGGCAAGGGCGAGACAGUAUCUCCAUCUCCGUCAGGCCUCUGUGAUAAAACUGCAGGCAGUUGUUAGGAGUUGGCUAGCACGACGAUGGAUCGUCCGUCGAGAAGAAUCGGUCAUAAAACUUCAGUCUAUCUGGAGAGGCAGGAAAGUAAGAAAGGCUUAUCGCUCAAAGAAAUUUGAAACUAUCCGCAAGAACCUGAAGGAGGCGACAAAGUCUGCUACGGAGGAUAGAAAGCUAGGGAACAGGACAGAAUCAGCACUGGAUUAUCUCCUUAAGUACAAGCAGCUGUCACAGAUCCUUGAAGCUUUGAUUCAUCUCGAAACAUCGACACGUCUGUCACCAGCCUGUUGCCAGCGGAUGGUGAACGUUAAUGCCGUCGGAGUGAUCUAUCGUCUGAUACAGAGUUGUAAUCGUAGUCAACCACACAUGGAGAUCAUCCGGUAUUCCAUCAACAUUCUGCUCAACCUAGCAAAGUAUGAAAAAACUCGUUCUGCAGUUUAUGAGGUAGAAGGUGCCACAGAAUGUCUUCUUGAGCUGAUGCAAGUGUAUCGAGAGAAGGGACACAUUUUCAGCUGUUCUUGUACCCUGAUGGGUAUCCUGGGCAUGAUGGAUGAUAAGAAACAGAUGGUACUUGCUGACAAAAAGAUGACGGGCAAAAUUUUGAGUAUCUAUACUCUGACUUCAAGAAAACACAAGAUCACAGAGAACAGGAUGAUCAGACAAGCCAAGAUUUCCGCAGCCAAAAGUUUUAAUGCUUCUUUGCCCAUUUUGACCUUACAGAAAAGACAGAAUCGGAUCCAUCCUGAUUGGGUUUUACAACGCAACCAAAUGAGACAUAUAGAGGAUCCCCUCCAAGCUAUCAAGUUUGUGCUGGACAACUUUCAGCUCACCCCAAAGUGA
This is a messenger RNA of Ylistrum balloti, 10665 nucleotides long. Its product is annotated as abnormal spindle-like microcephaly-associated protein homolog. Gene Ontology annotation, molecular function: protein binding. Bases 1 to 10665 code for a protein of 3554 amino acids. Gene Ontology annotation, cellular component: spindle pole. The record is from RefSeq and is a predicted model, not a curated record. Gene Ontology annotation, biological process: mitotic cell cycle; spindle organization; establishment of meiotic spindle localization. The transcript has 25 exons. Lineage: Eukaryota; Metazoa; Mollusca; Bivalvia; Pectinida; Pectinidae.